Messenger RNA from Saccharomyces eubayanus, 465 nucleotides. RefSeq names its product superoxide dismutase SOD1 (gene SOD1). NCBI's taxonomy places the organism in Eukaryota, Fungi, Ascomycota, Saccharomycetes, Saccharomycetales, Saccharomycetaceae. The record is from RefSeq and is a predicted model, not a curated record. The transcript has a single exon. Bases 1 to 465 code for a protein of 154 amino acids. Gene Ontology annotation, molecular function: superoxide dismutase activity; copper ion binding. Gene Ontology annotation, biological process: removal of superoxide radicals.
AUGGUUCAAGCUGUCGCAGUGUUAAAGGGUGAUGCCGGUGUUUCCGGUGUCGUCAAGUUCGAGCAAGCCUCCGAAUCUGAGCCAACCACUGUCUCCUACGAAAUCUCUGGUAACAGCCCCAAUGCUCUUCGCGGGUUCCACAUCCACGAGUUCGGGGAUGCCACUAACGGCUGUGUCUCUGCCGGCCCCCACUUCAACCCUUUCAAGAAGACCCACGGUGCGCCAACCGACGAAGUCAGACACGUUGGUGACAUGGGUAACUUGAAGACCGACGCCAAUGGUGUAGCCAAGGGCUCUUUCCAAGACAAGCUGAUCAAGUUGUUCGGUGUCAAUUCCGUCGUCGGCAGAAGUGUCGUCAUCCAUGCUGGUCAAGAUGACUUGGGUAAGGGUGACACUGAAGAGUCUUUGAAGACCGGUAACGCCGGCCCAAGACCUGCCUGUGGUGUCAUUGGUAUAACUAACUAA